AUGCUUGUUUCUAAAACCAUAAAAGUUUUAGAAGAUUCGAUUAAUAAUACCAUCAAGAAUCACGAUGUUUCCAAUAUUUUCUUUGAAAAGAUUAUAUUUAUUAUUGAAGAAGAAAUUGUUAAACCAUUAUGUAACACCGAUUUAAUGAUCUUUUUAAAAGAACAAAGAUAUUUAUGUUCUGUUAAUUUAAACUUAAUAAGUGAUAAGAGUGGUUCAAAAGAUGAAAAAUUAAAAAAAGAAAAUUACUUUAGAAUGGUUUAUUGUGAAUUAAAAAAAAUAUUCUGA
Messenger RNA from Hepatospora eriocheir, 285 nucleotides. Lineage: Eukaryota; Fungi; Microsporidia; Hepatosporidae. The record is from the annotation of a GenBank genome assembly.